This is a messenger RNA of Xiphias gladius (swordfish), 3548 nucleotides long. It is a transcript of the gene clvs2, whose product is annotated as clavesin 2. The coding region runs from base 97 to 1098 and encodes 333 amino acids. Lineage: Eukaryota; Metazoa; Chordata; Actinopteri; Istiophoriformes; Xiphiidae. Gene Ontology annotation, cellular component: membrane. The transcript is spliced from 5 exons. Gene Ontology annotation, molecular function: phosphatidylinositol bisphosphate binding. The record is from RefSeq and is a predicted model, not a curated record.
UCCUUCCCCCUGUUGCUGGAGGUAACAGUUUAUUCUGUUGUUUCACUGGAAGCUGGUGCGGCGUGGUCCCCCGUGGAGGGACAGCUGUUGCAAAAGAUGACUCACUUACAGGCUGGCCUCUCUCCAGAGACCCUGGAGAAGGCCAAGGUGGAGCUGAAGGAAAACCCGGAGACUUUACACCAGGACAUCCAGGAGGUCCGGGACAUGAUCAUCACCCGGCCGGACAUCGGUUUCCUCAGGACAGACGACGUGUUUAUCCUCAGAUUCCUCCGGGCGAGGAAAUUCAACCACUUCGAGGCGUUUCGGCUGCUGGCACAGUAUUUUGAGUACCGACAGCAGAACCUGGACAUGUUCAAGAACCUGAAAGCCACGGACCCGGGCAUCAAGCAGGCCCUGAAGGACGGUUUCCCCGGCGUGCUCUCCAAUCUGGACAGAUACGGCAGGAAAAUACUGGUCCUGUUCGCAGCCAACUGGGACCAGAGCAGAUACACGUUUGUGGACAUACUGAGAGCUAUCUUGCUGUCACUGGAGUCUAUGAUCGAAGAUCCGGAGCUGCAGGUCAACGGCUUCAUCCUCAUCAUCGACUGGAGUAACUUCACCUUCAAGCAGGCGUCCAAACUGACCCCCAGCAUGCUGCGGCUGGCCAUCGAGGGGCUACAGGACAGUUUUCCUGCCAGAUUUGGGGGGAUCCACUUUGUGAACCAGCCGUGGUACAUCCAUGCUCUCUACACCGUCAUUCGACCCUUCCUCAAAGACAAGACCAGGAAGAGGAUCUUCAUGCACGGUAACAACCUGAACAGCCUCCACCAGCUGAUCCACCCCGAGAUCCUGCCGUCCGAGCUCGGCGGGAUGAUGCCGCCGUACGAUAUGGGCACAUGGGCGCGGACGCUGCUGGACCACGCCUACGACGAGGAGACUGACUACUGUCCGGAGUCCUACACCCUGUCAGUACAAGACCUGGAGAGAGACCUGGAGAAAAACCUGUCCCCAAAAACCAUGAAGAGGUCUCAGUCGGUGGUGGAGCCCGGCGUCCUGAAGCGACCAGACAAAGUCAAGACCGAAGAAGACAACAUGCAGCCGCUGCUCUCGCUGGACUAAACAACACACUUACAGCUCAAAGUCAUACCCAAGUCAAUAUUUACACACAGAAAUACUCUAAUAGACUUACCUGUGCACAUACUGUAAGUGACACACGCGCGCCCUGAAAAACACCCCACUCCAGAAAAUGCUGCUCCUGCUGUUGGAUUCUUGUUUCUCUUGAACUCAGUGAUAUCAAAAUGAGCCGAUACGAAGCAGACAGAUGGCCAGAAGCGAGACGGACGUUCCCUCAGACUAAAGGGGAUCCUAAGAGUUACUGAUGGUCUUCUAUAUAUUUAUUUAUUUAGUUAUUUGUCAAGUGCCAAUUCCAAAAACUGUAAAUUCACGUCUUUAAACAAUCCAGCCCCCUCAGUACGGAGCCGGGAGGCACUGGUUCGCAAACGAGUGCACAGAGAAAGAGUUGUGAAGGUGCCACAGAAAACAGUGUUUCCUACAGUUGUAUAUUAUAUGGGUGAUGAGGGAUGUGGAAAACUGGAAAUCAUAUUUCAAAGAGGGCUCGGGGCUACGGUUCCCGAGCGGCCAUGUUUUUUUUCCUUCUUUGUAGAGUAAUUUGAAGAAAUCGCCACGUUACGGCGCGAAGCACGGCUCAGGAUUAGCAGAAGCGUCAAUUAUGAGUUUGUUCGACCUCCUGGACCCAGAAUGGCAGAAAGGCAGUUAGUUUACUGGGAGGUAACUGGGUGUUAACUGGGAGUUUUGGCGUCUUUCCUGUGAAAAUAAUGUCUGAACUAUCAGUCACGCUCCAAUUAUCUCUUGGAAAAGCAAAACCCCCUUUACGGUAGGAGCUGGCUCAAUAAAUCAUCUGCUUUUUCCUUUCGGCCAUUUUCUCUCUUUUUCUGACCCAUAUGUCACAGAGUACAGUCUUUCUUCUGCCAUUAGGAAAGAUACAAAGCUGCAGGCUCUUUUUAAAUGACUCAUGUCACCAAGUACUUCUGUGGCUGAAGAUGACCAAAAGAUAUAUUUUCAGAGUCUAAUGGAUGGGAUGUCUGACCACAUAAAUAAGGCUAGAUUGAAUUUUAUAAAAGUAACGAAAGGGCAAGCGUACCACCUCCUCCUGUUACUUUGUGACGCAUUUGUUAUAUUUUAAGCAAUAAUAAUCUCACUUCUGAAAUGUUCGAACAUUACCGCAGCAAAAACAGUAUGUCAGUAUUAUAAGAUUUCAAGAAUUAGGCAUUAAAGGACUGUAGUGGCAUUUCUGACUGUUUUUAGACCAUUUAAAUCUCAUGUCAUUAUAUGGUAUUAAUGACUGAUUAUAUUCUAACGCAUAACCUGAGAUAGAAUUAAUUUUUGCCUCAUUCUGGGCUGCAAUAAGUAGAUUAUUGGUGUUUGCGCAGUUGAAAAUCAGAAGUAUUAAUUUGCAGUUGGACUCAAGGAACAGUCGAACCACAUCUCAUGUUCGGAUAAUAAUUUAAAGACUUGAUUGAAGGUUUUAAGAAUUCAUGUGCUAUCAUGUGAUAACAAAAUUACUUCAGUGAUACCAUUAGGCAAACUAGUGUCCAGGGUAUUUUGAGCUCUAGAGGAAAAUCCCCCUUUUUGGUGUUCGGCCCUCAGCGUUUGGUUCAGCAGCUACACAACAGCAGACGCUUAGAGGUGCAGUGUGGAGUUUACGACCACUAGCCGCACGAUGGAGCAAUGUCUUUAGGAAUGGGUCACCGUUUUUCUUCGUAUAAUGCGUGUUGGUAUGGGGCGAUGCGAUUCACAUUCCUGCCGUGAGUUUCACGCCGUGCCACUGAUCGACAGCGGCCGACGGUAACGCGCAGAGAAGCAGAGCGAAGCACUAAGAAAGGCAAUGCGGAAGAAGACUGCUAGCCAGCAGAGUUGGACGGAAACGAAGCCUAAAAAAAAUCGGCUUUGCAAAUCCUUUAAUGAGGAAGGAAAAGCGCUCAACGCAUUUGUUAGACCCCAGGGAAACACGCAGGAACGGCAAAUGUAAACAUGACUUUUGUUUACAACACAGCUUCACAGGGCACCUUUAAGUCUCCGAUGUCAAAGCUUCCUGAGAACACGUGGACACACCACCCCUGCAGACUACAGAUCAAUAAUUUUAAUCCGUUAACAAUUACAAACUGAGGCUGUGGUUAACACUGGUGGACUAUCGGUCUCGGGCCAUAGUAAAGUUAGCAGUAUUGUAAACGUGGUUGGCGUUUAGUGGGCUAAAACCUGAAGUAUAAACCGUACGUGGUCCUUGUUUCAGCAUUGAUCGCUAUUUUCAGUAAAGGUGUUUUGAGAGGAUUUUGAAUCUAUGUUAAGUUUUAUUUCAAAAGUAUUAUUUUAAAGCACAGUAUUUAAUCAUAUCUACAGUCAGAGUUUGGUUUAAACUCAGCAGUUAGAGGAGCUACUGCUGCAGUGUAGAUACAGUAGGAUAUUUAAAACGACAGAGCCACUACUUCCUGUUUGCUCCACUCACUGUUUUUUAUGCUUCUGACUUCCCAAAAAUAAUUCUUUGUACGAAA